Molecule: messenger RNA, 1428 nt
Organism: Micromonas pusilla CCMP1545
Lineage: Eukaryota; Viridiplantae; Chlorophyta; Mamiellophyceae; Mamiellales; Mamiellaceae
Product: asparaginase
Exons: 1
Coding region: 1-1296 (431 amino acids)
Molecular function (GO): asparaginase activity
Source: RefSeq, a predicted model, not a curated record
AUGGACAUCCGCGCGCGUUUGAAAUCCAAAUCCAAAGCCACGUCGUCGUCCGCGCGCGCCGCCCGCGCGCCGUCCCUCGCGUGCUUCGCCGCGGCGAGACGCCGCCGCGCGGCCGCGUCCGACGGCGCCGGACCGCCCGCCCCGACCGGCGACGCGUGCACGGUCCCCGCGCGCGCGCCGACGCUGUACCAGACGCGCCCGCUCCCAUCGGUCCUCGUGAUACACACGGGAGGGACGCUCGGGAUGUCCGGCGACGCGUUCCACGACGUCGAGGACGGCGCGCUCGCGGGCGCGAAAGUCUUCAACGAGGGCACCGGGGGCGACUACGCGAAGACGCUGCAGCCGGGCAGCCUCCUCAUGAACCUCGUGACCGCGGUCCCGGAGCUGCGAACGUUCGCGAACCUCGAGGUGAAGGUGCUGUUCAACAAAGACAGCUGCAACGUCGGCCCGAGGGAGUGGAUCGGAAUCGCGCGCGAGCUCGACGCGCAGCGCGAUCGCUUCGACGCGUUCAUCGUCGUCCACGGCACGGACACGAUGGCGUACACCGGCACCGCGCUAUCGCUGAUGCUCGCGGGGUUCAGGAAGCCGAUCAUACUGACCGGGUCGCAGCUCCCGCUCGCGAUGCCGAGGUCGGACGCGCGGCAAAACUUGCUCGACGCCAUCACGUGCGCCACCGCGGGGUUCUCGCCGCCGCACGUCCAGCUCGAAGAGGUCGCCGUGUGCUUCGGCGGGAAGCUGCUGCGAGCGAAUCGAACGAGGAAGACGUCCGCGACGAUAUACUCCGCGUUCGAUUCCCCGGAGUAUCCCGCGCUCGCGAGGCUCGGCGUCGGCGUGGAGUGGAAACGCGACGCGUUGCUUCAGUUCGGCAACGGCAACGGCGGCGGAUCGUCGACGACGGCGUACACGCCGCGCAUGAAGCUCGAGACGAACGUGAUACGCGUCCCUAUCGUCCCCGGGUGCGACCCGAGGAAGGCGUACGGGGAUCUGUACGCGCGCGGCGUCCGCGGGAUCGUGUUGGAGGCGUUCGGCGUCGGGAACAUGCCGGGUCCCGGGAAGGGGACGCACUGGGUCUCGUGGCUGCGCGGGCAGCACAGGCGAGGGAUGCGGCUGGUGCUCACGUCGCAGUGCGAGAGCGGGGAUCUGCACCCGGAGUUGUACGCGACGGGGAGUUCCGUGGUGGAGAUGGGCGUGACGUCGGGGCCGAUGAUGACGCCGGAGUGCGCGGUGGUGAAGCUGAUGCUCUGCUUGGCGCACCCGGACUUGCCGCUGGGGCAGCCGAUCGCGGGGGAGUUGUGAUGGUGUGACGGAGGACGGGGGCGGGGGGGGCGGAGGGUCACCCUCGAGGUACGGUAUCGUACACGUACUGUAUUCUUUCGAACGAUUAGGUAGAAGCAGCUGUAUCAUACGACGACAUUGCGAGCGUUAUCU